AUGUCCGACCAAGACCUUCAUCUAAACGAAUACAGCAAAUUGCGAAGUGCUUACAAAUACCAUAUCGAUAUAUUUAAUGCGUUGUAUCAGCUUAAAACGGAAAAAGAAGAAGAAUUAAACUCGAUUUUCAAAAUGAUCACAACAGAAUUGAUUGAUUCAAAUGGAUAUCCUCCCAAAAAUAUGAUAAAAGCCAUUUUAAAUAUCAUCCCGUAUAAUAAUCGCUAUGCAAAGUCAUAUUUAUUUCUUGCCAAACUCAUUUCUGAUGAAUAUCAUAUCAAAGAGGUCAUUGAUAUCUACCCUAUUUCAAACUUCCUAUUUUACAAAGAAUAUGGAAUUAAAUUAGACAAAUCUUCUGAUUUCGGAAAAAUUAAAUCAGAAAAUCUUGACAUACUAUCAGAAAAUACAAUUCACAGAGCAAUUAUGAAUAAUGACUUAGAAAGAUUCAUCACAUUCACAGAAAGAGAUGAAUUUGAUAAAGAUCAAAAACUUAAUAGCGAUUUAUACCCAUAUUCUUACGAAGGAUAUUCAUUACUUGAAUUAUGCUGUUACCAUGGAGCAGUUGAUUGUUUCAAGUUAUUAAGAACGAAAUUCCACUCCGAAAUAACUCAAACAUGCCUAAGGCUUUCAUUUUUAGGAGGAAAUGCAGAGAUCAUGAAUGAAUGUUUGAAAUAUCAAAAACCAAAUUACCAAUCCAUGGAAUAUGCAAUUAUUUCACACAACAUUGAUUUUGUUACGUUCUUGAUGAAUGAGUACAAAUAUAAGAUCAAUUUAAAAUACUGUGGAAUUUACAAUAAUCUUGAAAAUUUUUUAGUUUAUUUCGAUCAAACUAAUGAUAUAAACAAAUGUUUUGUUUAUUCACCGAUAUUUAAUAUUCCAUCUCUUUUCGAAUACUUCCUUUCACACGAUGUAAGCAUCAAUGAAAAAGAUGAAUAUGAAAAUACCGCACUUCAUUUUGCAGCAAAAAAUAAUAGUAAAGAAACAGCCGAAAUUCUCAUUUCACAUGGUGCGAAUAUCAAUGAAAAAGAUGAAUUUGGAGAAACCGCACUUCAUAUUGCAGCAUAUUAUAAUAGUAAAGAAACAGCCGAAAUUCUCAUUUCACAUGGUGCGAAUGUCAACGAAAAGAAUCAAAAUGGAGAAACAGCACUUCAUAUUGCAGCAUAUUAUAAUAGGAAAGAAACAGCCGAAGUUCUGAUUUCACAUGGUGCAAAUAUCAAUGAAAAAAAUGAAGAUGGAAAAACCGCACUUCAUUUUGCAGCAGAAAAUAAUAGUAAAGAAACAGCCGAAGUUCUGAUUUCACAUGGUGCGAAUAUCAAUGAAAAAGAUAUAAAUGGAAAAACCGCACUUCAUUAUUCACCAUAUAAAAAUAGUAAAGAAACUGCAGAACUUCUGAUUUCACUUGGUGCGAAUGUCAACGAAAAGAAUCAAAAUGGAGAAACAGCACUUCAUGAUGCAGCAUAUAGUAAUAGUAAAGAAACAGCCGAAGUUCUCAUUUCACAUGGUGCGAAUAUCAAUGAAAAAGAUGAAUUUGGAAAAACCGCACUUCAUUUUGCAGCAAAAAAUAAUAGUAAAGAAACAGCCGAAAUUCUCAUUUCACAUGGUGCGAAUAUCAAUGAAAAAGAUGAAUUUGGAGAAACCGCACUUCAUAUUGCAGCAUAUUAUAAUAGUAAAGAAACAGCCGAAAUUCUCAUUUCACAUGGUGCGAAUGUCAAUGAAAAAGAUGAAUUUGGAGAAACCGCACUUCAUAUUGCAGCAUAUUAUAAUAGUAAAGAAACAGCCGAAAUUCUCAUUUCACAUGGUGCGAAUGUCAACGAAAAGAAUCAAAAUGGAGAAACAGCACUUCAUGAUGCAGCAUAUAGUAAUAGUAAAGAAACAGCCGAAGUUCUGAUUUCACAUGGUGCAAAUAUCAAUGAAAAAAAUGAAGAUGGAAAAACCGCACUUCAUUUUGCAGCAGAAAAUAAUAGCAAAGAAACAGCCGAAGUUCUGAUUUCACAUGGUGCGAAUAUCAAUGAAAAAGAUGAAUUUGGAGAAACCGCACUUCAUAUUGCAGCAUAUUAUAAUAGUAAAGAAACAGCCGAAAUUCUCAUUUCAUAUGGUGCGAGUGGUGUUGUUACAUAA
Molecule: messenger RNA, 2115 nt
Organism: Trichomonas vaginalis G3
Lineage: Eukaryota; Parabasalia; Trichomonadida; Trichomonadidae
Product: ankyrin repeat and SOCS box-containing protein 4 family
Exons: 1
Coding region: 1-2115 (704 amino acids)
Molecular function (GO): protein binding
Source: RefSeq, a predicted model, not a curated record